UGCAAAAAGAUGAUUCAAGAAAUGAACAAAAGCGACUGAGAAAAAUUUUAACAAAGCACAACAGAGUUUAUUUUUUUUCAAGAUUUUUUAACCCUUUUUUUAACCAUCUCCCAAGGUCGGAAAAUAUAUUGAAGGUUUGAUAUGUGCAUAAUGAUGGUAUUUAGAAUUACUAAAUUCCCUCUAUUGACAGUAACCGUCGACAUUUAAUAAAAUAGAAGCACCUUAAAAUUACUUUCAAACAGUCGACCCCUUGAAAGUCAUUAUAUAGCCCUACUUCGCACACUGGUCACUAGGCUUGCCGUACUGACAGCUCCACCUGUCAAUCUUCGCUCGCUCUCGAAGGCAGCUUCCCCGCCACAGUAUGAAGUUCCAGGAGCGCUCGUGCUGACCACUAUUGAGAGCUGUCAAUCAUUCAUUCGCUCCUAACCGUCUGGCAGUGUGACGUCGCCGUACUGACCGCGGCUCUACCCGUCAAUCAUUCCUUCAGGGCGAGCGUAAGAAAAAAAUAUCAGCGCUGAUGUGCGCGUGAAGCGACUGCUGUCCAUAAUGCUGUAUAUCUAGACCAUCAGGUGAUGAUAACAACACUCUACGUGCUUGAACGUUUUAAUAACACAGAGGGAAAUCAACAAGAAGCAUGGAUAAACGCGUCAAGAACGCGAAAAAAGAUGCGGGGAAGUCUACUAAACGCACAGGGAAACUGUUCCGGAGAAAAUCGUUUAAAUCUGUGGAAAGUUUGGUGAGUAAGAUCUUAAAAAGUUUGGGAAGCUUGGCUAGCGGUGGGGAAACAACCGAACGGUCCGAUGCAGAGGAUGAUGAUGGUGGGUUUGGAGAAAGCGCACCUUGCGCUGGAAACUCGGGACAUGUGAAAAUAGAGGACAGCGGCAGCCAAGUGAGGAAAAGUUCCUCUCUUCCCUGCCGUUCCUCCGCGAAAGAACGACUGUUUUCACUGUACGGGGACAAAACGCCAGGCGCGUUGGGUCUGAAGAACCACGGGAACACCUGCUUCAUGAACGCCGUCGUGCAGUGCUUGAGCAAUACGGACAUGCUCUCAGAAUAUCUGGGUUUGGAGCGAUAUAAACUGGAUAUGUGUCACAGGGGAAUGAACGGAUUUAUCAUGGAUGAGAACGGUCAGCACGGGAUAGGAGAAGUUACGGAACGGCUUGCGUCUUUGGUCCGAGCGCUUUGGACUUUUCAAUACACACCUCAACUCUCGGCUGAGUUUAAGAUGACCGUAUCUAAAUAUGGUGCUCAAUUCCGGGGGAAUUCACAGCAUGACGCUUUGGAAUUCCUGCUCUGGCUUCUGGACCGCCUCCAUGAGGACGUCAACUCGUCUUCAACCCUACCCAAUGGAAAUAACAGAAGCAAAUCAACUGGCAAGAUCAAGUUAGUAGGAUUUACCAAUGGCUCUUCUAAAACCCCAUAUGGCCAACCAGCUGUUACCUUCACCAUUAUCAUGACUUGGCAAGGUACAAAAACCAGGUGCCAGAAUAUAUUGACUGCACUGGUUCUUAAAAGCUGGGACAGACUUUCCAUUUCCAAGGGUCCAGAAGGAGAUGAUGAAAAGCCCACCUCUGAUACCCUGAUCACACCACAGGCGCAGCCUGAUGUACGUCACAGCUUUGUACAGGAGCACUUCCAAGCACAAUACAAGUCAUCUCUGACAUGCCCACAUUGUCUAAAGCAGAGCAACACGUUUGAUCCUUUUCUGUGCAUUUCUCUUCCCAUUCCUCUAAGACAGACGAGACCAGUGUGUGUGACUUUGGUGUUCAGCAAUAAAGGGCAGCGGUAUCUGAGAGUGGGGCUCGCUGUGCCUCUCUUCGGCUCUUUGGCAUGCCUGCGCAGGAUGGUGGCGGAUGAGGGCAAGAUCUCUCCUGAUCAGGUAAUAUUGACAGAGAUCUACACAACAGGAUUCAAGCGCUCGUUCUUUGAUGACGAUGACUUGACCAGCAUCGCAGAGAGUGACGUCAUCUAUGCCUUCCAAGCCCCGCCCCUUUACAUCAGGGGUGGAUCUGCACGAAUCUCAGGGUUCCACCACAGUCUUCCGUCCUCUCUGUACACCUCGUCUGGGCCGGCGGGUCACCGACUGGCUGCGUCCGGAGCGCUGUCCUCUGAGUUCCUGAACCAGGCCGAUGGGAUGGUGAAGAUCUUGCUGUUGGUGUGUAAUGCAGCCGGAGCAGGACAGCAGGCAGUGAGAUUUGGCCCUCCGUUUCUGAUGAGAGAGGACAGAUCAGUGUCGUGGGACCAGCUACAGCAGAGCAUCCUCAGUAAACUCUACUAUCUAAUGAUCAACGGAUCACACGCACAUAAUUUUAGGGUGUUGUUCAAGAUUCGUGUUGUUGGAGGAUCAGCAUCUUAUAGCUACUUGAAUCCUCAAGACGGACGGCCUCUUAAUCACCCUGCAGUGGACAGAGCUCUGAAGCUGUGCGGCUCAGGUGGACCUCCACAUGUGAAGCUCAUUGUUGAGUGGGAGCACAGAAUGAAAGACUGUCUGUUUGGUAAUAUCCAGGAGGAGGUGGUGAAGGACUCAGAAAGCGUCCGUGCUCAACAACAACACCACGUUCAGCAGCACAGCUGUACCCUGGAUGAGUGCUUUGAGCUGUACACCAAAGAAGAACAACUGGCCCCUGACGAUGCAUGGAAGUGCCCUCACUGUAAACAGCUGCAGCAGGGCACAGUGCAGAUGAGCUUGUGGACCCUCCCAGACCUCCUCAUCCUUCACCUCAAACGCUUCCGACAGGUGGGAGAGCGGCGUAACAAGCUCUCUACGCUGGUCCACUUCCCCCUCAUGGGCCUUGCUAUGGGCCGCCAUGUGGUCAAGAGGAGCAAUUCUGUCCGUCCACCACAUGGCUGGAAACAACAGGCCCAUCACAAGCCUGAAACCAGCCGACACUCACUCGACUUCCUAUACGACCUGUACGCUGUGUGUAACCAUCAUGGAGGCAUGCAUGGAGGCCACUACACAGCAUACUGCAGGAACUCAGUGGACGCUCAGUGGUACGCCUAUGAUGACAGCACUGUUGAGCCGGUGCCUGAGGGAGAAGUGUGCACUCGUGGUGCUUAUAUCCUGUUCUAUCAGAGACGUGAUGUCAUUCCAUCCUGGUCAGCGAACUGCUCACUACAAGGUUCCUCCAGCGUCUCUAUAUCAGAUCACUGGCUCAUCCGAUUGAAUGCAGACAACCGAAUUUCCAAUUCAACUAGUAAGCUGUCCAAUUCAUCUUCAGCUCCUGAGCCCCAAACACCGCACGUUCCUGUCAUCCAUGAGCCUCUAAAUGAAGAUGAUGGUGUAGUUGAGCCGACGCCAUUUGUACGGAGCUUCCGGGGUCACAGCAUGAGUAUGCGCUACCACUCAAAAUCCAAGCCAGGCUCAAGCAAAGUUCUUCCACUACGCUGGUCAUUUGCUUCUAAGGAACGCAGAAAGCCCUCCGGCGUAGCUCCACAAUUGGCAAACGACGAGCUGGUGGAGUACCUUGAGUCUGGCCGGCGGCCUCGAUGUACCAAGGAGCCCAUAGUCAGCAUCGUGGCUAGUCCUUCACAGGUCAAAGCCCAGCUUCGCGAGGACGAUUCCCUGAGUUCCCCCAGCUGUAGCAGUAGUCUCAACGGUGUGGAGCGAAGUAGCCAUCGAGGUCUGGAUUCACCCAGGCUACCCGAAGGCCAGAGCAGACCAGCAUCAGACCUUAAUGGUAUCGGUUGCGAUGGUUCAUGGGCCAAAAGCAGCUCAACAGCAACCAGGCAGGAGCACGUAAGGACUCAAGGAAGCAACUCACUUCAAGGUUCCCCUACUGCACUCCCCAAUGGCACUAGCAACAGUGCAUCUCAUUCCAGAGACUCUACGUUAAAACGGCUCCGGAACCAGGCGUCUGCAGCAGCUAGCAGGAUUCAUACCAGCCAAAUGCUGACGGCCACUGGGGAAAGCAGGAGCAAAGAUGGCGUCCUUCCCGCCACCAACAAGGAGGUGGGUAACGGAAAAACGCUUUCCAGUAAGAGCUCGAUCAAACUCUCUCUAUCCAACGGCACUCUGAAUGGGAAGGGAAUCGAGUCAAGGAAAUCCGGAACUUCUCACAAGAGUGCCAAUAAAAUGGUUAGUAGCAGAGAAAACCAGGUUCGUUCAAGCACAGCUAAUAUAAAACGCGCCCACAGCUCAUCCAGCAUUCAGAGCAGACUAGAUAUGACUUUGAAAAGGACGUCGUCCCUCCAAAGAAAUAGUAUGUUGGUGCCGACCCCCCAUAAAGGACUUGCGGUUGAUAAAUCCUCCUAUGCAACACUACAAAGAAUCAGAUACAGCAGCACUUCACUUGGCAGACAGAGACCUGUGCCCGAGUCCUGCUUCUGACUGGUUUCUCCUUAACAGUGGGAAAUGGUGUUUGUAAAUAUGUUUUAUGCAUCUGGCAACGCUUAAAAACGAAACACUAUUGCUCUUUUCCUAAACCUAGUAAGGAUUGUGUGCACCUUGUUUUUGCCAAAUUCAAGGCAGCAGGUACCCAAUGUUGAAAACAGUAGUGCUACUUAGUUACAGCUUGAUUGGAAAUUGUGAACUCUCACGUCACCUGUAUUGCAAUCAAUUGCAAGUUGGGUUUCCCAUUUGUAUGACAGUUUCAGCCAAUGUUGAGCAUCCUAAUUGUUUCUAAUACAAUAAAUGCUGCCUUAGAAGAUAGAUAUUUAGGGUGUAGGGCAGGGUUCCUCAGACUCGCUCCUCGAGGGCCGCUGUUCUGCAGAGUUUAGUGGAACCCUAGUGUAGGGUGUAAGGUACACUUGGCUAAGCUCACUAGCUUUUGAAACAGAGCUUGUGUCCCCUCUGUAUCAGUCUAUUGUUGGUAUGAGCAAUAUUGAACUUGCAUAUCUCAAAGCCUGUUCUUAAAUCUCCAUUUAUACCUUAAAAUAUGUAGCAUCACACGCUAAUUGCUGGAAUAAUUACCCAAUUAGCAGUAUGGAUACAUUAGGACCUGCUUAAAUGUCAGAAUUGAAGUCUGCUUUAUGCUUUCAGUGGAACUGUCAUGUUUAUUUAUGCAAGUGCCUUUUUGUACUGAUCUCAGGAGCGUGAUGUUCCUCGGAGCAGAAUGGCUGUGUUUUAAUUUUUUUUUUUUUUUUUUUUUUUUUUUUUACGCAUGAAUAUACAUGCACACACCUUACCACAGAUCAAAUAAAUCCACAAACAGCCUAAACAUUUAUUGAUAUUACUCCCACACAGUAUCCCGGAUGACACUAAAUGUUUCAUUGUGUACCUUGCUCUUUACUGGAUUCACUUGUUUUCUGACUAUGCAAGCACAAUCAGACAUGUGCAUGUCGUGCUCAUCGCUCUAUUCGAUGGUUUUAAGCAUCACCUGGAAAUUGAGAACUAAUUGCAAGAAGGAUCAAGGUGCUGAUUUUCAUUUUAAAAAGAAAUAUUCAUAUUGUAUGAAGGAAGAUCUGUAACUGAAGAUAAAUUGAGGCAUAAAAAA
This is a messenger RNA of Pimephales promelas (fathead minnow), 5435 nucleotides long. The record is from RefSeq and is a predicted model, not a curated record. Lineage: Eukaryota; Metazoa; Chordata; Actinopteri; Cypriniformes; Leuciscidae.